AUGCAGCCUAAUCCGGUUAUCAGUCAGGCGACUAAUUGCAUAGAAUCUGCAGCCGACUUAAAUAUGCCAGAUAUGCCACCAACGCAGGGUGCACGGCGCCGCCAUCGGACGUUUACUCUCAUCAUUGUGAUACAGGGCUGCUGGAAAUGUCGAUCACGUAAAGUGAAGCGGUCCACCCAGGCUGACCCAUUCAGUGUGACGAGACACGUCCGUGGUGUCUCAAUUGUCGACGCAUCGGCAUCCAAUGCUCUGGCUACGAUUCUAAGAUCGCAUGGAUGGAACAAGACAAAUCAAAGCCUUUUCAAACCGAUGGGCGGCGUAUUUUGCGCAGCGGUCCUAUUCGUGGACGUCCCUGAAUUAACAUGGGCAGGGUUUGAAACUUUAUCUAGCGAACUUUUGGACCUCCUGAUAUUGUCUUGCGAUGACAACCCUUGUCAUACCCAAGCCUACAUCUAUCGUGAGCGAUCAUCUUGGACGCCUAAAUGUCAUAACCCAUUCUCAGUGUUUUCAUCGAGGCCUGAAAUUUUGACACCAUUGAGAAGCUCCCUUAAUCCAACGCUUUUGCAGGAGUUGAAACCUCCACCGCAAGGCCUUGAUUCAAUCACGGGUCCGCUCCAGGACGAGCGUUUCUUAUUCCAUCACUACGUCACCCACGUAGCUUCCAUAAUGCUCCCUUACGAACAUCCUUACAAUCCAUGGCAAUGCUAUUGGGCCACUGCCGCUUUACAGCUUGCAUUAUCAGGCCAGAAAGUCCUCUAUAGGGCCAUACUAGCCCAUUCAGCUUUCAACAUCGCCCAUUUGCUUGGAAACGAUGCCAAGAUGGCUAACAUUGCGCUAAGGUACUACAAUGCGGCACUGUCGCAUCUAACACAUGAUUUGGUGCAUAGCAAAACCGACUCCUCGGCUAUGCUAGCUUCUAUCAUGAGCUUGAUGUUUGCUGAGGCCUAUCGCGGUCAUUCCACAGACUGGAAACACCACUUACGCGGAGCAAGGACGCUUCUUUGGUCGUACGGUGAGGCCUACCCCUGGAUCUUGUCAGACUUGGCUCGUUCUUCCCUAGAAAGCCUCGGCGUGAUAGAGAUCAUCGCCGGAUCCUCUAAAUGGUUCAAUCGCUCUGAUUUCGAGGCUAAUCGUCAGUCACCUGACGCUGGGAACCCGGAUCCUUUGGCGAUGUUAUCCACACCUGAUUUCAUCUUCACUAUCGGGGCGCCACGCUGCGUUUUGGAAUGCAUCUCCAAAAUCACGCACUUUAGCCAAGCACCACUUGGUGACAUAUCUCGGACAACGAGCAAUGAGCUUCUUCACGAAGUCCUCUCAUGUCUCAAUUCAGUCCAAAGUAACAGCAGUUUCAUUCCCAACAAUCCUCCAGAGGCCAAGCAUCAAGCAAAAGCAUUCAUAUCUGCGACUUAUAUUUACUGUUACCGAACAUUGCUUGAUGUACCCCCUCACGCCAUUCAACAGCAUGUCCACGAUACCUUGGGUCACGUGUCAGCCUUUCUCGCCAACAGUACUGGGAACUUUUCUGCAUGGCCAGCCUUCAUCGCCGCAGCCGAGGCAUACACACAGGAAGAUUUGGCGACAGCGCAAGAAUGGGUUAAUUGGGCGACAUCUUUGUCCUUUAUGAAAUAUGGCGAAGACGCGAGGUAA
Fusarium oxysporum Fo47 is the source of this 1647-nucleotide messenger RNA. RefSeq names its product transcription factor domain-containing protein. The transcript has 8 exons. Bases 1 to 1647 code for a protein of 548 amino acids. Gene Ontology annotation, cellular component: nucleus. Gene Ontology annotation, biological process: positive regulation of transcription by RNA polymerase II. NCBI's taxonomy places the organism in Eukaryota, Fungi, Ascomycota, Sordariomycetes, Hypocreales, Nectriaceae. The record is from RefSeq and is a predicted model, not a curated record. Gene Ontology annotation, molecular function: DNA-binding transcription factor activity; transcription cis-regulatory region binding.